AGUAUUUGUUGCACAGAAAUGGCAGCGACCUUGCUCAGCGUGUGGCGUUCCUAAAAAUACAGUAUUUUGCUGGUAUUUCUAAAAUGCCUAUCUGUGAGUCAAACGAAAUAAAAAUUACGGUUUUUUAGUAUCGGUUUGUACAAAAUGAUCUCCCUCAUUAAGGCCGCUGUCGGCGGCUUGACGGUAAUCUCCAGAACUCACGGUCUCCAGCAAGCUCCUCUGCACAGCUAUUUGAAAAUCUGCGCUGCUGGGCUGAAGACAUUUCCAGUCAUUCCAGACUACAGCAAUGUUGUGCUGCCAGAGAAACCCAAACUGAAGUUUUUGAACAAGGUGCCCAACCUAAAAAAGGCCAAGAAAGAGAGAAAAAAGCUCCGGGAUAUCCAAGGACCGGCCAGGGCAGCAAAUACCUUCACUUGUGGGCAGUAUGCAAUCGUUGCUAUGGGCGGAGGCUACCUGCACUGGGGUCAUUUAGAGAUGAUCCGUCUAACAAUUAACCGGAAGAUAGAUGCCCACACGACAUUUGCCCGGUGGCGCAUCAAUGCCCCGUACAAGCCAAUCACACGUAAAGGCCUUGGCCAACGCAUGGGCGGCGGUAAAGGAGCCAUCGACCACUACGUGACACCGGUCCGGUAUGGACGUUUGAUCGUGGAGCUGGGAGGAAAGGUGGAGCUGGGGGAGAUUGAGCAUGUCUUGACUGAAGUGGCCAAGAAGCUGCCCUUUCCUGCUAAGGUAAUGAGCCGAGAGAGUCUGGAAGAAAUGCACAGAAAGCAGAAAGAGAUGGAGGAGAACAACCAGAAUCCCUGGACCUUCAAGCAGAUAGCCCAAGGCAACAUGAUGGGCAUCAGGAAGGUGCUUAGUCCAUUUGACCUGCGCAACAAUGGACGCUUUACAGGCAAAUUUCACUUUCCGGGGAGAGUGUGAGGGACCUGGGGAACAGCCGACAUCAUCCAGACCACAUGUCUGAAGACUCGACCUGGACUUUUUUACUCCCUCACUUUCAGAAACGACUUUCUUUUUUCAAUGACGCAUUUUGUUGAGUCUCUUUUUGUUUGUUUUGCUUAUGUAAACCAAUGACUUGUGUUUAUUACUAUCGAGCUAAUUGAUUCUGACUCAUAAUCAACAAAUAAAACAUGGGAUAAGUGAAAACAAAUAACAUCUCACUUAAUUCAUAGAAAAAUACAAAGCUAAUGAAAAUAUGAACAGAUAGGUUAAUCUGAUUAUUGAUAUGUCGGUGUGUUUUGUGGUAACUUUCAUUCUAUAUUGCAUAUAAAUAACAAAGAAAA
Molecule: messenger RNA, 1283 nt
Organism: Xiphophorus maculatus (southern platyfish)
Lineage: Eukaryota; Metazoa; Chordata; Actinopteri; Cyprinodontiformes; Poeciliidae
Gene: mrpl16
Product: mitochondrial ribosomal protein L16
Exons: 5
Coding region: 145-921 (258 amino acids)
Biological process (GO): mitochondrial translation
Cellular component (GO): ribosome; mitochondrial large ribosomal subunit
Molecular function (GO): structural constituent of ribosome; rRNA binding
Source: RefSeq, a predicted model, not a curated record